AUGGACACAAUGCUUUACGACUACUCCAUUCCGGCCAUCAGCACGCUCCAGAGCUCGCUGAGCGACGCCGCGCCCUUCAUGGAGCUCAUGUCGAAGGUGUUCGAUCCCAAAUACGCCUUCCUCAUCUACUCGCCACUGGCCUAUCUGCUCGACCCGAAAGUUGGCAAGAAACUGAUCAUGACCACCGCCAUCGCCGAGUGGCUCAACCAAAUCCUCAAGUGGUUCCUCCACGGCGAGCGACCCUAUUGGUACGUCUACUCAAGUGGCCACUUCGACCCCCAGCAGACGCCCAUCAAACAGUUUCCGAUCACCUGCGAGCUCGGGCCAGGACAUCCGAGCGGCCACGCGAUGGUCACUGCAGCCGUCUGGUACGUCAUUCUGUCGUCGCUUCAGCAGGCCUACACCAACUACCAGUGCCAGCGUCAACAGGUGCACGACCUGAGGCACAACUUCGGGAGCCAGGCGGCCACCUGGGGCCUCUAUGCGACACUUCUGGCCGUCGUUAGCGUUUCGCGCGUCUUCCUAGGCUGCCAUUUCCCGCAUCAGUGUCUUGCCGGCGCCGCGCUGGGCCUUCUAGUUGCGCGCUACAUCUCGCAGCAGGACAUCAAGGCCAUGCAUUACGUUGGCGCCUCGCUGGUGCUCUUCGCCACGGCCUUUGGAACCUUUGGCCUGCUUCAGACGCUCGGCUUUGACCCCAGCUGGACCAUCAAGUUGGCCACCACGCACUGCGUUAAGCGCGAGUACAUCCACCUCGACACGGCGCCCUUCUUCUCCAUCAUGCGCUACUGCGGCUUUGCGCUCGGCUGCGGCUUGGGCCUGCUGUUCCCACUGAAGCAGUACGCGAACCAGCUCGUUCCAGUUGAGGCACAGCUCAUUGUCGAAGGCCCGGCCACGGCGGCGGGCGAGCCCGUCGUCGUGACCUCAGCGAGCGGCGAGCUGUACGCCGACGCCAAGAACCCGCUCUCGUCCCACAACAUCAGCUGGCUCUCGUUCAAACUCGUGAUGGCCAUGCUGAUGGCGCGCCUAGUCGACGAUCUCGGCCUGUUCGUGUCGCACGCCAACUUGCCCGUCUUCUACAGCGCCGCUUUCGCUGCUUACACGCUCUUCUCCUACGCCUUCACCAACUUGUAG
Molecule: messenger RNA, 1131 nt
Organism: Solanum dulcamara
Lineage: Eukaryota; Viridiplantae; Streptophyta; Magnoliopsida; Solanales; Solanaceae
Exons: 1
Coding region: 1-1131 (376 amino acids)
Biological process (GO): gluconeogenesis; glucose 6-phosphate metabolic process
Cellular component (GO): membrane
Molecular function (GO): glucose-6-phosphatase activity
Source: RefSeq, a predicted model, not a curated record